Molecule: messenger RNA, 1131 nt
Organism: Cercopithifilaria johnstoni
Lineage: Eukaryota; Metazoa; Nematoda; Chromadorea; Rhabditida; Onchocercidae
Source: the annotation of a GenBank genome assembly
AUGGGGAAAAACUUUGAUGAUGGCUGGGAACGUGGAGGUGCGGCAUUAACAGUUUACUUUAAAGGUCGGAAAGUUCUCGACAUUUGGGGUGGCUAUGCGGAUGUGAAAGCUGCCAGAAAAUGGCAAAUGGAUACGAUCACUUCAACAUUUUCGUGUUUAAAACAAAUGAUGGCUUUAUGUGUUGCAUUGAUGGUUGAAAGGAAAUUAGCAAAUUACGAUGAUCUAAUUAUCAAAUAUUGGCCUAAUUUUGGUAAUAAUGGUAAAGCUAAUAUUACCAUACGAAUGUUACUAUCAAAUACGGCGGGUUUAACUUAUUUGGACAAACCGAUUAGUUUGAAAAUUGCCGACAAUCAUCAUGCAAUGAUGAAAAUCUUCGAAAAUGAGCAACCGAAAUGGUUAACAGGACGAAAAUCCGGUUGUUAUGGAUCAUCAUACUACUGGCUUAUUGAUCAAUUAAUUCGACAUAUUGAUAAACAAAAACGUAGCGUACAACAACAUUUUCAUGAUGAAAUAGCGUCAAAAUUUGGAAUUGAUUAUUCAAUCGGUUUAACAAUGACAGAAGAACAUCGAGUGGCUCGAAUAACAAUGCCUUCCUGGUCUGAGAUUCUUCAUGAAAUUUAUCAAACUCCUUAUUUGAUGCGAACUUUGCUAUUUCAAUUUUCUACACUUAAAGAUUCGAUAAUAUAUAAAGUGAUGCAUAAUUUAAAUUGGUUAGAUCCAACUACACCGUUGCAAAUUAACAAUCCAAAUUUUCAUCAUUUAAUAUAUCAUGGAUUUGGUAAUGCAAGAAGUUUAGCAAAGAUAUUUCAUAUGCUAACAACAGGUAAACUGUUAUCACCUGCAACACAACUUCUUUUGAGGAAAACUUACGAUAAUAGCACGGAUAUAUGUACAAUAAAACAUUUAACAAAAAGCAUUGGCUUUCUAGUUUUCAUCAAUCAAUCAGAGGUGACAAAUUUAUAUGGUCAUUCAGGCUUCGGUUGUCAACAAGUCAUUCACGAUAGUGAAAAUGAUCUCACAAUUGCUUAUGUAACAAAUGCUAUCAAAAUUGGUGUAUAUGAAAAAUGUCGGACUUACAUUCGUUUACAAAAUGCUAUUUAUGGCAUCGUUGAAAAAGUUAAUGAAAUUUAG